This is a messenger RNA of Ectocarpus siliculosus, 636 nucleotides long. The record is from the annotation of a GenBank genome assembly. NCBI's taxonomy places the organism in Eukaryota, Phaeophyceae, Ectocarpales, Ectocarpaceae.
AUGAGCAUCCAUGCCGACCUAGUUCCACUGGGUUUCGCCUCAAAGCUCCGAUCCAGCAGUCUUCUCGUCGCGGGUGGCCACGUACUUGAAGAACAGGAGCACGAAGAUAUCGACGUGCUGUUCAUUGGGAUGGAAACUCCUACCCGGCAACGGACCAUUCGUCGACUGCGCGACGCCGGCAUCAUGGUUUUCCACCCGAACUCUGAGAGAGUGGACCUGUUCGGUGCCGCAUUUGAUACAGUAUCCGCCAGGAGCAAAAUCGUGCUCAAUUUGAACGCCUUUGAAGGGGCCACAACGACUGCGAUCGAGUCCAGGAGCAACGGCAGCAGCCCAGGAGAUCUUUGUGACAAUGGGGAAUGGAAAAUGCCCCGACUUGCCCGUCUUUUGGCCAACGGAAGGUUUAUCGUCAGCGAGAUGAGCGGUAGUGAUUCCGAGAGGGCAAAGUUUUCUGGGGGAGUUGUGUUCGCACCACCGGAGCGCCUCGCGGAGACGUGCCAGUUUUAUCUUCAAAGGCCAGAAUUGCGGAUGAGCAUCGCCCAGAGCGGCCGCCGGCUCUUCGAGCAACAUCUCGAAGCCGAUAUAUUGAGGAGGCCCGUUGGCAGGCAUCUUGCAGCGCAUAGAGUGCUAAAUAGAUAG